Quercus robur (English oak) is the source of this 2016-nucleotide messenger RNA. Its product is annotated as disease resistance protein RUN1-like. The coding region runs from base 333 to 1943 and encodes 536 amino acids. Lineage: Eukaryota; Viridiplantae; Streptophyta; Magnoliopsida; Fagales; Fagaceae. Gene Ontology annotation, biological process: defense response; signal transduction. The record is from RefSeq and is a predicted model, not a curated record. The transcript is spliced from 3 exons. Gene Ontology annotation, molecular function: ADP binding.
GCUCGUUGGUCCGCAUGCGCGAAACUAAAGUCCCAAAUUCUAAGCCAAGUUCACACUGCAGGUUGCUGUGCUGCGUUCUAAACCAAGUGCAAGCCUUCGAUAUCUAUAUAAACUUUUUCCUAUCAGUCCAUAUUUCGCAUACCAGCGUUGCCUACACCUCUAUCUAUUCAUCUUACUAGAGCUAGCUUUACGUUCCUUGCCAUAGGGCAUUCUUCUUACAGAAAGAAAGAUCUCAUAAAGCUCUGAUAACUCUCUUUCCAGGUUUCCAUUUUCUUUGCACUGCAACUUCCUUUGUAACUUUUCCACAAAAAAAGCUUGUUACUAAGUUUCCAAUGGCUUCCACUAGCUCCGAAACACCCUCUUUACCUGGUUCGAACUACGAUGUUUUUCUCAGUUUUCGGGGUGAGGACACCCGCCAUAGCUUUACAGACCAUUUACACAAGGCAUUUAUAUUGAGAGGCAUUGAAGCCUUUAGAGACAGCGAAAAACUCCAACUAGGACAAGAAAUUGCUUCUGAGCUCAUACAAGCAAUAGAAAAUUCCCAGUAUGCAAUCGUUGUUUUCUCAGAAAAAUAUGCCGAUUCCAAGUGGUGCUUGGAUGAACUUGCUAAAAUUGUUGAAUGCAAAAAAAAGAAGAGACUUGAAGUGGUGCCCGUCUUUUACCACGUAGAUCCCUCCGACGUGCGGAAGCAGACUGGGCCAUUUGAAAAAGCCUUUGACGAACAUCAGAAAAAUGACAAAAUCGACAGAGAGAAGAUCCAGAAAUGGAAGGAUGCUAUGAGAGAAGUGGGGAGUUUAUCCGGCGAGCAUUUACGUCCACAACCACAUCAAAGGUCUGAGGCAGAAUGUAUCCAAGGCAUUGUGAAAGUGAUAUUAAAUAAAUUGGUUAAUACCUUCUCAACACAUACCUUCUCAGAACUAAUAGGAAUGGAAUCCCGAGUUGAGAAAUUGAAGUCAUACUUAGCUAUGGAGUCAAAUGAUGUUCGCAUUAUAGGAAUUUGGGGGACAGGAGGAAUGGGUAAGACAACUCUUGCUAGAGUUGUUUACAAAAUGAUUUCCAGUAAAUUUGAAGCUUGUAGUUUUAUUGCUAAUAUUAGGGAAGAAUCUGAAAAAUUUGGUUUACAUAAGAUACAACAAAUACUUUUGAGGGAACUUUUGAAUCAUAGAGAUUUGGAGGUACACAAUGUUCAUGAUGGAGUUGACAUAAUAAAAAGAAGGUUACAUAACAAAAAGAUUCUUCUUGUUCUUGAUGACGUAAAUGAUUUAGAGCAAUUGAAUAAGUUAGCUGGGGAGCGUUGUUGGUUUGGUUCAAGUAGUAGAAUUAUGAUAACAACAAGAGAUAAGCAUUUGUUGGAGUUUCAUGAAGCAAAUGAAAUAUAUGAGGUUGAAGAAUUGAAUCAUGAUGAAGAUCUUAAACUUUUUAGUUUGAAAGCUUUUAAAAUGGACCAUCCAACUGAAGAUUAUGGAAAGCUGUCUCAAGAUUUUGUAGAUUAUUGUAAGGGGCUUCCUUUGGCCCUUGAAGUUUUGGGUUCUUUCUUGUUCAAAAAAAGCAUUGAUGAAUGGAAAAAUGAACUUGGUAGGCUCACCAAAUUUGGUGAAACAAGAAUUCUCAGUGUGCUUCGAAUAAGUUUCAAUGGACUAGAACCAAUACAAAAGGAAAUUUUCUUAAAUAUUGCAUGCUUUUUUAAUCACAUGAAUCAAGAUGAUGUUGAAAAAAUACUGGACUAUCUUGAGCUAUUUCCUAAAAUUGGAUUAAGGGUUCUUAUUGAUAAGUCUCUCAUUAAAUUGCAUGGAAAUCGAUUGGGGAUGCAUAAUUUACUACAAGAAAUGGGCCGAGAUAUAGUUUAUCAACAGUGCCCUGAAGACCCCGGGCGGCGUAGUAGAUUGUGUUCAUUUAAAGAUAUCGACAAUGUGCUGACAGAAAAUACGGUAAGGGGUUAUUGAAAGAAACUAAGCAUAUAUCUUAUUAUAUUAUUCAACAUAAUUUUUUUUAUAAAUAAUAAUGGAGUUUAAAUUA